UAAAGUGACAAAUUAGAUCUGCUAAAUCCGAAUUGGAAUAUCCAACGUGUUAAAAACAGUCGUUUCAUCAAAAUUGACCCUUUCAAAAUUUGUACACAAAAUUCAAUUUCCCUUUCCAAGAAAUCCUUUCAAUUAAUUUUUCAAAUUCAAAAGCAAAUCAAAAUUGCUUCUUUUAAGCUUUAGCUCUUUCUCUUCCCCAAAAACCCUAAUUUUUUCCCCAUUUUCAACAUCAUUUAUCAAUUCAAAAUCCUUCUUUUAGAUCUCUUAUUGCUAUUUCCAAUUAUUUUUUUCCUACUUUUGUUACAUUAAUUCCAAGAAAAAUGAAAAGACGAUCCAAUUCUUUGAAUUCCGUGAAAAAUCUUCAUUAUUCCCCUCAAUCUCUUCUCAAACUUUGAUGGGUUUUGUGACUUUCCAAAAAAAGAAAGAUUUUUUAUUGUUUUUGUGUGUAUAAGUUUCCUUUUGCCUGUAUAUUUGCAGACAAGAAAUCUAAUUUGAAUGAUACACUGCCAAAAUCUUAGGGUAAUUUGAAAUCUAAGAUUUUGAUUUGGGGUUUUUUGUUUAGAGGAAAAAAGAAGGUUGUUAUGGCUGGUUCGAAAAUGGAGGGUUCGUCGUUGCCAGCUGUAAGGCGAGACCCGUAUGAGGUAUUGUGUGUAACAAAGGAUUCAUCUGAUCAGGAGAUUAAAAGUGCUUAUAGAAAGCUUGCUCUCAAGUAUCAUCCUGACAAGAAUGCUAACAAUCCUGAAGCUUCAGAACUCUUCAAGGAGGUUGCAUACUCAUAUGGUGUUCUAUCUGAUCCAGAAAAAAGGAGACAAUAUGAUAUGGCAGGUUUUGAGGCUCUUGAUGCUGAAGGAAUAGAUAUGGAAAUUGAUUUAUCCAAUCUUGGAACAGUCAACACAAUGUUUGCAGCAUUGUUCAGCAAGUUGGGUGUUCCCAUCAAAACGACUGUCUCUGCUAAUGUUCUUGAAGAAGCUUCAAAUGGAACGGUCACAAUCCGCCCUCUUCCAAUUGGGGCAUCACUUAGUGGAAAGGUUGAAAAACAAAGUGCCCAUUUUUUUGGUGUAACGGUUAGCAAUGAACAAGCGGAGGCAGGGCUUGUAGUUAGAGUUACUUCAGCAGCUCAAAGCAAGUUUAAGCUACUGUAUUUUGAACAAGAUGCGAAUGGGGGUUAUGGCCUGGCUUUGCAGGAAGAUAGUGAGAAAACGGGUAAGGUAACGUCAGCAGGAAUGUAUUUCUUGCACUUUCAGGUGUACAGAAUGGAUUCAACAGUAAAUGCGUUAGCAAUGGCUAAGGACCCUGAAGCUGCUUUCUUUAAGAAGCUGGAAGGCCUUCAACCUUGUGAGGUCUUGGAACUAAAAGCUGGCACUCACAUAUUCGCUGUUUAUGGAGAUAAUUUCUUUAAACCUGCUAAUUAUGUAAUUGAGGCUCUUUGUGCCAAGUCAUAUGAGGAUACUACUGUUAAGCUCAAGGAUCUCGAGGCUCAGAUAUUGACGAAGAGAAAUGAGCUUCGGCAGUUCGAAAUAGAAUAUAGAAAGGCAUUGGCACACUUCCAGGAAGUGACCAACAGAUACACCCAAGAGAAGCAGUCUGUUGAUGAGAUGCUGAAACAAAGAGACAGUAUCCACUCUUCAUUCACAGUUGCAAGGUCAAUUGCUAAUCUAAGUGGUAGUGGAAGCGGGCAUUUCAGUAACGGAAGUAGCAGUAAAGUCCUUGGUGAAGAUUAUAAAACCGAUAGUCCAGGGGAAGAUGGUAGCUCAGACUCCAAGGACAAGUCAUCGAAGAAAAGAUGGUUCAACCUAAACCUCAAAGGAUCAGAUAAAAAGUAACUGAAAGUGGACGAUAAUCUAUGUUCUAUACUUCUUGCCGAGUCUGGAAUUCUACCAUUGCUAGUCAAAGGCCAAGGGCAGGUGUUGCGCUGCCGGCAGAAGUCUCUUCAUAUAUUCUUUGUUCUAUUUGUUAGUGAGGUUUGAAAUAUAUAGGUUUUGUUUCUGUGUUUUGUAUCCAUGAUUCUUGUGAUGUACCAUAAACUAGGCUGAUCUUCAGCUGUCAAUCCGAUAAAAUUAUAGAA
Molecule: messenger RNA, 2065 nt
Organism: Lycium barbarum (goji berry)
Lineage: Eukaryota; Viridiplantae; Streptophyta; Magnoliopsida; Solanales; Solanaceae
Product: chaperone protein dnaJ 15-like
Exons: 11
Coding region: 582-1823 (413 amino acids)
Source: RefSeq, a predicted model, not a curated record